Oreochromis niloticus (Nile tilapia) is the source of this 5041-nucleotide messenger RNA. RefSeq names its product enhancer of polycomb homolog 1. Gene Ontology annotation, biological process: regulation of transcription by RNA polymerase II. The record is from RefSeq and is a predicted model, not a curated record. Lineage: Eukaryota; Metazoa; Chordata; Actinopteri; Cichliformes; Cichlidae. Gene Ontology annotation, cellular component: NuA4 histone acetyltransferase complex.
GGACCGUGUGGGAAUGGUCGGUCCACGAACUGGGGGUUGGACCGCUCCGAGCGAAACAGAGCAAACGAGUUUUAAAUGUCCGCCAUGUUGUCCAUGGCGCACUGAACCAACGGUAGGGAGCGGAGCGUCGGAAAAAAACAGUCCGAGAGAGAGCGACCAAGAUCCGGGCCUUCCCCCGGCUCCGUUGGCGACGCCCUAAAUACAAGCUACAACCAUUCGAACGUUAGAAUAGAGACUAACCGCACAGAAACAUCCAUGAAAGCUCCACUCGGUACCGUUGUGAAUAUUAGGAGAUCGGAUAGAUUUAUAUUGCACCUCGAAUUGUGAAAAAUGAGUAAAUUGUCGUUUCGGGCACGGGCGCUGGACGCUUCCAAGCCACUACCCGUCUUCCGUUGUGAGGAUUUACCCGACCUACACGAAUAUGCAUCAAUUAACCGGGCAGUGCCGCAGAUGCCGACGGGGAUGGAGAAAGAAGAGGAAUCGGAACACCAUCUCCAGCGGGCCAUCUCGGCACAGCAGGUCUAUGGCGAGAAGCGGGACAACAUGGUCAUCCCAGUACCGGAGGCGGAGAGCAACAUCACCUAUUACGACUCCCUCUACCCUGGAGACUUCAAGAUGCCAAAGCAGCUAAUUCACAUACAGCCUUUCAGCUUGGACACAGAGCAGCCAGAUUACGACCUGGACUCAGAUGAUGAGGCCUUUGUCAACAAGCUGAAAAAGAAGAUGGAGAUCAGCUACCUGCAGUUUGAGGAAAUGAUUGACCGGCUGGAGAAAGGCAGUGGACAGCAGGCUGUGAGUCUUCCUGAGGCCAAACUGCUGCUGAAAGAGGAUGAUGAGCUCAUCAAAGAGGUCUUUGACUACUGGAGCCGCAAGAGGAAAAACAGCAAAGCCAACUCUCUCAUCCCCACCGUCAAGCAGGAGAAACGGGACGGCUCAAGCACCAGUGACCCUUACGUGGCCUUCCGACGACGCACUGAGAAGAUGCAAACUAGGAAGAAUCGUAAAAACGAUGAGGCCUCGUACGAGAAGAUGUUGAAGCUUCGCAGAGAUCUCAGCCGAGCUGUCACAAUCCUGGAAAUGAUCAAGAGGAGGGAGAAGAGCAAGCGAGAGCUGCUGCACCUCACACUGGAGAUUUUUGAGAAGAGAAAUGUCAUGUCAGACUUUGGUGGUGAGGUUAUGGCGGAAGUUCUGGCUGAAAGGGCACUGGUGAGGCCACAAAUCAUCCCCCUGGUCCCACUCACCAACCAGUACCGACAUCAGGACCAUAUGGACCUCAAGGACUACAAGUCUAAGCCUGAGAAGACAGAAGUUCCCCGGCAGAAGAGGAAGUAUGAGAAGAAGCCGAAGGUGCUGCCACCAUCAUCAGGCACACCCCACCAUACAGGUCCGGUUGUCUUCAACGCCAAGGACCUAAACCAGUACGACUUCCCCAGCUCGGAUGAUGAGCCCUUUUCCCAGCUGCACUCAGGCUCAUCGGAAGCAGAGGAGGAAAACGACCCAGAUGGUGCCUAUGCCUUUCGCAGGAAGGCAGGCUGCCAGUACUAUGCUGCUCGUCAAGAUCGGGUGGGUAGCUGGCCGUGGUGUGGACAAUGGGAGGGUGGUUUGGCAGAAGCUCGCUUUCGCUACAGUCUCACCACACUCACCAUGCCACGACGAUGCCUGGGCAUGUCUCGACGGCGCGUGGGACGAGGCGGCAGGGUGUUGCUGGACAGAGCAUACACAGACUUUGACAACAUUUUCCAUGGAUUGGAUCCAAACAUCCUUGACCUGCCUCUUCCUCAAUCUCCUCCUCCUCCUACUCCUACAACUACUUCACGCGCACCGGCCACCGACAAGUUUGCCAGUACCUCAGAAACAAAUACCUCAGAAAGAAGUUCCUCCUUCAGUUCCUCUCUUUCCCCAUCCUCCCCCACUUCCACGGACCUCAGUCAGAUACUGUUGAAUAUAAAGUCGUGCCGAUGGAGGCACUUUAGACCACGGACACUACCACUACAUGAGCUGGACAAUGCCCACCCUCUAUUCAGGAGGCUGAGCCGAAGCCUGAAGCGCCCACUCUCGGCCUCCACCGCCGGGGGCAACCCUUUGGCUCCCAACGUCCAGGGAGGGUUGUCCCUGCACCCACACCCGUUGCUGCUUUUAGUUGAACAGUACCAGCAGCAUCAGGAGCAGCUGUCCCUGAUGCACAAACAGCAGCUGGAGCAGGUCCAGCAACAGCACGCCAACAGCGCCACCACUGCCAACAGCACACAGACCCUGGCAAAUACAUUGGACCAGGCCAGUGCUCAGUUUGCCGCCUCGGCCCUUGUGACCGCCGACCAACUGCUGGCUCUGAAAACCAAGGAGGAGCUAGGACCAGGAGUCAAUGGCGUCCUCUCCCCCUCAGGUGUCUACAAGGGCUUGCACCUCUUGAGCACAGCGUCCCCGUCCCCUGCCACGCCGGCUCCUCCCACUGCUACCACGACACCUGCCUCGCUCCACCCCUGUACCACCAGCUCCACGUCUGCUACCAGUAACAACAAUGGCACCACACACCCUGCCAACACAACUACCACUAACGCCACCACUCAGGUCCUGCUGGGAAAUAACAACAACAGCCUACGGCUGAGUGUUCCCGCCACCAAGCGCAUCCCCACACCCCGGACGCUGAGCACCACCAUGUCUACAUCCGCCUUAAAGCUCGCCCACGCAGCAGCCGCCAACUGUCAGAAACCCAAGGUCACUACAGCCUCGGCCUCGCCGCUGGACAUAGUGCCCAGGGAGAAUCAUGAACAAGACAAGCCAGCACUGAACAGUCUAACGGAGAACACAGUGGCCAUGGAGGUUACGUAGCCUCUCAUACACCGCUCUGAGGAAACGUGACUCCAUUGUGUUUUUUUGUUUUUGUUUUUUGUUUUUUUUAAGGUGCUAUGCAUCAUUCGUUAGUCAUGAAUGCAAGUGGUGGCGGACUGAGCACGGCAAGGCUGGGUUUCCAUAGCAACAGUUUGGGACUUAAUUGCAAUGCUCGUCUCGUACAAUUUCUUUUCCCCUCCCCUCCCAUUUUUUCCCCCCAUUUGUUACUGUUAAUAGGAGAUCUCUGUAAAUUCUUAAUAUGGCAAUUAUAUGUACAGUACUGCAUAUUUGUAAUACCCCUCUCCCCACCCCUGUUCUUGUAUAUAACAUUACUUGAAUACAGAAUUGUUCAUUUGUGAUGUUUUGCACUCGAUAUUAAAAAAAAAAAUCAAAAUUAAAAAGAGAAAACGACAAACUGCAACUGGUGCGAGUAUGGGGUGUGAAAGUUAUACCACAGAAAAAUGUAUGUCAUCACAUGCAUGGUGCGGAACCUGCUGUUUGAUCUAUUUAUUGUGCCGUGUUUACAGAGGUUUUUUUCCCCCCACAUUCAUUUAAAUUUUUUUUUUUUUUUUUUAAUACACUGUAUCCUUCAUCAGUUCCCUGUGCUGUAGUAAGUGUCUAGGUAGACUUAUACAAAAAAGAAGUCCCCACUAUUUUUUCUUUUUUUUUUCUUUUUUCUUUUUUUUUUCUUUUUGGAUGUUGUGAACAUGGCCGGGGGCUCACCUGUUUUUGUUGGAUGUUCCCAUGUGUCUGUUUAAAUCCACGCAGACGUGCGUUCGUUAAAGAUUAAGGCGCAGGGCAGUAGAAGAUGUGUAUUUAGCCCUUUUCAGACGUGAUGUGACGCAUUCGGCUCAAUCAGUCUCUUAAAUUGACGGCACUGUCGUUCAGAAUUCACUCACACAUAUCCGGGCGGUGAUGGGGGGGAGCUGCUGUGGUUGCCACGUGUACCAAGGACUUAUUACAUUUGUGGUCAUUAGUAUUGUGUGAGGUGCAGCCCACACUUCUGAAUGUUUAUUUGACCAACAUCUGAGUCUGUGGGUCCUGCUGACUGUGCUGUACUCACCUGCCCCUUGCACACAAGCCGAGGGCUUUUCUGAAUCGGGAGCGGCCAAAAUACGUCAUAGAUAAAUGUUUUAAUCUCAUUACAAAUCUAAAAAUAAAGAUGAAAUGUUAUUGGUGUUUAACGCAGCUCACAGAGACGCAGGGGAAUCGCGCACAGAUGCGAUCUAGUGCAAGUGACGUGACUUCACGCAAUCAGACGAUCUAAAGUGGCCCGUGUGCGUCACUGAGACGCCAAGCCAACACGUUCAGAUGCCGUCAGAUUAAUUGAAAUGUCUGAAAGGGGCUUUUGUUUGUUUGUAGGCAUCAGUUUGUCAGUGGGUAAAUCAGUCUCCACAAAGCUCUUCCAUACAUAUAUUAUUCCUGAGACAAGUAACAAAACAAUGGGGAUGAAGACUUUCCCAGAAGACUUUGCUGCUUCUGACUUAUCUAAGCACUAUAUAUUAUAAUUAUUAUUUUUUUUUUUUUAAAUUGAUGCUGCUUUUGUAUGAUUUUUGGCCUCUGGUUUCUACCAGAUGGCCUUAUUUACUUUUAGUUUUCUCUAAAGGAUAAUCCCCCCUCCCUCCCCUUAUCAUUUUUUUUUAAAACAAAUAUUUUUGUAUCUCCCUUCUUUAUUUUCCCAUGAAAGACUUCAUUCUUUUGUUACUUGUUCUGACAAAAAAAAGAAACUAUAAGGGAGUAAUUUAAAAAAAAAAAAAAAAAAAAAAAAAAAUGCAGUAACUGACAUUAUUAUCAUUCCAGCUUCUGUAUAAUAAGGAACAUGUAUCAAUUGAGAGAAGAAAAAAAAGAAAUGAAACAGUUUUCUCUACUUUUAAAACUCCAGAAGGCUGAAAGGCCAUGAACCACAAGUUAUCGGGUGCCUUCAUUUGGGAAAAAAAGAAAAAAAACUUUUAAAAAAAUCAAUAAAAAAAAAAAUAUCACUCUCUUCUGUGAAGAGUUUGGUACUGAACAAGGCUACUUGUAGUUUUUCUUUGUCUGUACCACAAUCCCAAUGCCCAUUCCAAUGGCCCAGUUGAUUCAUGACUUUUUGUUUCCCUUUUGUUUUUGUAAACCCUUCCACCACACACACUCACACACAUGGGAAAGACUUAAGAAUCCUCUUGAAUUGUCACAAAAUGAAAUAAAAAUCCAGGGCAUUAUGUGUUUCGACCAA